This is a messenger RNA of Gossypium raimondii (Peruvian cotton), 940 nucleotides long. RefSeq names its product PRA1 family protein B3. The record is from RefSeq and is a predicted model, not a curated record. Gene Ontology annotation, cellular component: endoplasmic reticulum; Golgi apparatus. Bases 143 to 772 code for a protein of 209 amino acids. NCBI's taxonomy places the organism in Eukaryota, Viridiplantae, Streptophyta, Magnoliopsida, Malvales, Malvaceae. The transcript has a single exon. Gene Ontology annotation, biological process: vesicle-mediated transport.
CAUCUGCAUUAAGACACACAGCACAUGGCCUCCCACAUCUCACUCAUUUCAACUUUCUUCUUUCCAGGCUUUCCUCUCCCAACAACGUUUUCCAGAUUUGUUUCAGUUUCUCUUUUCAUUUGAUCCCCAAAAUUCCGCUCCAAUGCUCCCUGUCUCAGUCUCAACGUUGGAGCCCAACGCCGAUUCUAAACCUCUUAUCACAGCCCAGACUCUUCUCACGCGCCUCUCCACUUCUCUCCGCCUGGCUCUCUCUCACUGCCGUCCUUGGACCGACUUCUUCGACCGUACUGCCUUUGCUAAACCAGCCUCCUUCUCCGAUGCCACCUCCCGGCUUCGCAAGAAUUUCUCCUACUUCCGAGCCAACUACCUCACCAUACUCACGGCUGUACUCGCCUUCUCAUUAAUCACCCACCCUUUCUCUCUCAUAAUUCUGCUGUCACUCAUAGCGGCUUGGCUUUUCCUCUACGCACUGCGCCCCUCGGAACUGCCGCUGGUCAUAUGGGGCCGAACGUACUCGGAUAUAGAAAAGCUAGCGAUAUUGGUGGUAUUAACGGUUGUGGUGAUCUUUUUUACCAGCGUGGGAUCCCUGUUGAUAUCCGGGAUCAUGAUGGGGAUAGCUAUUGUUUGUGCGCACGGUGCGUUCAGGAUGUCGGAGGAUCUAUUUCUUGAUGAACAAGAGCCCUUUGGUUUGGGGUUGUUCUCGUUUGUAAGUGCGGCUGCCUCGUCUGCUGCUGCCAACGCCGCCGCCCCUGUUAUUGUUUCGCGCGUCUGAGCAUUUUCAUACAUGGAUUCAUUGGUUGAUUGGUUGAUUCAUGGAUUCUCCUUUUAUUUUAUUUUUCAUGAAGUUUGUACCAAACUAUAAACGUACAACUUGUCGUCGUUAUAAUAUUUUAUUUUCAUUUUUAUAAAGCUCCUUGAUUUAUGAGUUGACAUGUUUAAA